Molecule: messenger RNA, 948 nt
Organism: Adineta ricciae
Lineage: Eukaryota; Metazoa; Rotifera; Eurotatoria; Adinetida; Adinetidae
Source: the annotation of a GenBank genome assembly
AUGCCUGCUCCACCACCACCACCCCCUCCUCCUCCUCCUCCACCAUCAGGAUUAGCAAUGGCGAAUGGAGCUGAUCGAUCUGGUCUUUUGAAUGAAAUUGGAAAUUUUAGAAAAGGUGGUUUACGGAAAGCAGUAACCAAUGACCGAAGUGCACCAAUAAUUGGCGGUUCAAGUAAUAAUAUGACGAAUAAUAAUAAUAAUAAUAGCAACAAUACCACAAGAACAUCAUUGACGAAUCGACCAAAGAUUAAUGAUAGACCAAGUACAACUCCUUUCAUUACAGCGAAUCAAUUAACUGCUGCGGUGCUAAAACCAGCUGGUCCCAAUGUCUCAACAGUUAAAGUGAGAAAGCCAUCGAUUCCACAAUUCGCCCCACCGCCACCGAUUAAUCAACCAGUUGUGAAAACUUCGAUCGAGCAAACACGAUCGGUACUUCAACAAGUUCCACGACUACCACCGCGAGAACCGCCGCCGCCGCCUCCUAAUGAAAAUAAACCCAAACUAUCACAGUUGCAAAUGUCUUCCACAGGUUUUAUUUCUUUGACUUCUCUUAUUUUCAUCAAACCAGUUUUCUUUGCUGAAGGUUCUCAACAAAAGAUCACACGUGCACCACCUCCACCUCCACCACCAUAUUGUCCAGAGAAUAAUGGACACUCUCUGCCAAAUACUUCUUCAAGACUUCCCAAGCCAACUAAUUCGAAUGCACCCCCUCCACCACCUCGUGGUGUCAUUCCUAAUGGUACAAUACGCCGAACGUCAUCUGAUUUUGUUGAUCAUCCAUACACGGAUCGCCGAUCCGACCAAUCAUCCAAUUUUCCCAUUAUCUAUGAUCAAAACUUCGAAGCACGAUUUCGAUUCACUCCACUCGAAGAUCUUCCAGUUCCAGAUCGAUGGCAAUCACCUUCAAAUCAUAACAGAUCUUCCAAGCAUCAUGUAAAUGUUCGUUGA